GGCCGUAGACCGCCGCCAGUUCGGCUGGCCGUUCCUGGACAACACCGGCAUCGUCCCAGACAGAGCGGGGACGUGCCCUGAGGAGGAGUGGAACAUCGGGCUGCCCAACGCGAGGUACACCGUCGAGGUUGUCGUGCGAGACACCGCGCCCUGGUGGUCGUCGGACAGCCACGGGUGCAGCCUCGAGGGGCAGGCGCUGGGCCUGGAGACGGUGCCCCCCGGGGGCAUCGGCGACGUCGCCGUGGUCCUGGAGGUGGACCUGACAGACGGGAACCUGACGUUCAAGGGGAGCAUGGACGCGGGGUGCCAGUUCCUGAACCGGCUGGUGGUCACGCCGGGCCCCACGGCGGCGCCGACGGCGAGCCCAACCAGCACGCCGCCGACGCGAAGCCCCACGGGUGCGCCGACGGCGAGCCCGACGAGUGCGCCGACUGGUAGUCCGACCACCGACGCGCCGACUGGUAGCCCCACGCGGGCGCCGACUGGUAGUCCGACUGGGAGUCCGACCACCGACGAGCCCGACGAGUCUGACACGCCAACGGUCAGUCCAACCGGGAGCCCGACGAUUGCCCCCACCGAGAGCCUCCCUCAGAUGUCGCCGUUCCCCACCCUGGCGCCGACUGGUAGCCCCACGCGGGCGCCGACUAGAAGUCCGACUGGGAGUCCGACCACCGACGAGCCCGACGAGUCUGACACACCAACGGUCAGGCCAACCGGGAGCCCGACGAUUGCCCCCACCGAAAGCUUCCCUCAGGUGUCGCCGUUCCCCACCCUGGCGCCGACUGGUAUCUGA
Prorocentrum cordatum is the source of this 793-nucleotide messenger RNA. Lineage: Eukaryota; Dinophyceae; Prorocentrales; Prorocentraceae. The record is from the annotation of a GenBank genome assembly.